Aegilops tauschii subsp. strangulata is the source of this 782-nucleotide messenger RNA. RefSeq lists its product as uncharacterized. Gene Ontology annotation, biological process: negative regulation of abscisic acid-activated signaling pathway. NCBI's taxonomy places the organism in Eukaryota, Viridiplantae, Streptophyta, Magnoliopsida, Poales, Poaceae. The record is from RefSeq and is a predicted model, not a curated record.
UCCACUUCCAGUCUCAUUUGUGGGUUCUCUCUUGUACCUGAGGUAGCUAGCCUGUCGACCGGCGCCGGUCGCGACAUGGACAUGGGGAGGGGGAUGGGGAUGGGGAUGGGGAGGGGGAUGGACAGGGAGGAGGGGCUCAACCUCAGCUUGUCACUGCAGCGGUCGCCUUCGUCGCCGCCGAGGUUCCAGGCGGUGUUCGCCUGCUGCUACUGCCCCAGGAAGUUCAGGAGCUCUCAGGCUCUCGGCGGCCACCAGAACGCGCACAAAGUCCAGCGCAACCUGGCCAGGCGAGGCCGGGACGCCACCACCGCGCUGUCGUUGGCGGCAGCAGGAGAGCAAGGUAAGGCCGCCGUCGAUGACGACAGCGCUCCGCUGCGCCUAGCGGACCCUGACGCCGCCGACGCGUGGGGAGGAGGGAGGGUCUACCCUCCUCAUCGCCAGCAGGGCUCGGGAGCAGCCUCGUCCGGUGCGGCAAGAGGCAACGAAGAGCUUGCGGAUGAGAUGAUUGACCUGUCCCUGAAGCUAUGAUCGCUCGAUGCAGGAGCAUGGGCUAGCUAGCUUGGCCCGAGCGGCUUGAAGUUCCCCUCUUCCAUUUGUUUCAUUUCUGCGCGUCAUUUCUUGUGUGUGUUUCUGCUAUCGCUUAUCAGGUUAAUUAUUGUUGUUGGCUGGGGCUUGAAACUGUACUCGAUCUUUAGGUAUCUCCAUGCAUGGAUUAUUACCUACACUGAUCAGAAGCCUUUUAUUGAACUGUUUGCAGUAAUCUACUAGUUCUUGCCUGUAAA